AGCCCCUGCUCUCUUCCUGACUCGGUGAAGCUGACAGCCGCCGUCGUGCAGGAACAGAGAGCGUUUGGGGGUUGGAGUCAUGUCGGCAGCUGCUCAGGGGACCAGCAAAGCGGCCCACGGUGAUGUGGCCCCGAAAAAGAAGAAAGGACCGGGCGCCCUGGCCACGGCCUACCUGGUUAUUUACAAUGUUGUUAUGACAGCCGGGUGGCUGGUGAUCGCGGUGGGUCUGGUUCGAGCUUACCUGGCCAGGGGAAGCUACCACGGCCUUUAUUACUCUAUAGAGAAGCCGCUGAAGUUCUUUCAGACAGGAGCUCUUCUGGAGGUCCUGCACUGUGCUGUAGGAAUCGUGCCAUCCUCUGUGGUCCUGACGGGGUUCCAGGUCAUGUCUCGGGUCUUUCUCACUUGGGCCGUCACUCACAGCGUCAGAGAGGUGCAAAGUGAGGACAGUGUGCUGCUGUUCGUCACAGCCUGGACCGUCACAGAGAUCAUCCGCUACUCUUUCUACACAUUCAGCCUCCUUAAUCAUCUGCCGUACCUCAUCAAGUGGGCAAGGUACACCUUUUUCAUCGUUCUGUAUCCGAUGGGAGUGAGCGGAGAACUGCUGACCAUCUAUGCGGCUCUGCCGUACGUGCAGAAGACGGGCCUGUACUCCGUCACCCUCCCCAACAAGUACAACUUCUCCUUCGACUACUACACCUUCCUCAUCCUCGUCAUGAUCUCCUACAUUCCCCUCUUUCCCCAGCUGUACUUCCACAUGAUGCGGCAGAGGAAGAAGGUGCUGGGCCACGCAGACGACUACAGCAAAGUGGAGUGAGCUGUGCAGCGCUCAGAUCGGCUCACACGAGAGGAAAGCAACCAAAACAUCCCAUAAAGAACAAAACAGUGUUUUUAGUUUUCAAACUGCCAAAACUGACCCCCCCUCCCACCCUGCCUCGUAGAUCAUCCUGUCAUCAACCCACAUCAUUUUAAUCAUUUCAAUUUUUACAGCAAUGUAAGUGAGUCAUACAGACAUUCUGGAUAAACCUUUUUUUUUGUUUUUUGCAUAUUUAUGAACAAAUUGUGAUUACAUUGAAGUUUAAAGAAACGAGGAGCUGCUCUGUGAGCAUUGAACAGAGCUUGGACAAAGCUAAUCUGAACAGAAUGAUACACUAAUACGACCUUUGACCUCCUAAUAAACGACACCGAAGUGGAGAGUUGAUCCGGAUUCUCACCUCCCACUGGCGUUUAUUUAUUCAUUUAUUUUCUUUGAUCCCCAUGUGGUUUGCUUUAGGCUACUGUAAUAUAGAAAAAAUAAGUUGGAGCCUAGCACUGAAAGUUGGUGUCUGUAGGUCCUUUGUGCAAAUUGAUUUGAUGAUUUCCAUUUUGUGUAAUUUAUUGAAAUGUUUGGCUACAUUCCACAUUUAGCUCAAUAAACCUUUUUUUCCAUUCCA
This is a messenger RNA of Xiphophorus couchianus (Monterrey platyfish), 1430 nucleotides long. It is a transcript of the gene hacd2, whose product is annotated as 3-hydroxyacyl-CoA dehydratase 2. Bases 80 to 814 code for a protein of 244 amino acids. Gene Ontology annotation, biological process: sphingolipid biosynthetic process; very long-chain fatty acid biosynthetic process; fatty acid elongation. Gene Ontology annotation, molecular function: 3-hydroxyacyl-CoA dehydratase activity. The transcript is spliced from 7 exons. The record is from RefSeq and is a predicted model, not a curated record. Gene Ontology annotation, cellular component: endoplasmic reticulum membrane. NCBI's taxonomy places the organism in Eukaryota, Metazoa, Chordata, Actinopteri, Cyprinodontiformes, Poeciliidae.